This is a messenger RNA of Trypanosoma cruzi, 1368 nucleotides long. RefSeq names its product endonuclease G, putative. Bases 1 to 1368 code for a protein of 455 amino acids. The record is from RefSeq and is a predicted model, not a curated record. Gene Ontology annotation, biological process: apoptotic DNA fragmentation. The transcript has a single exon. Lineage: Eukaryota; Euglenozoa; Kinetoplastea; Trypanosomatida; Trypanosomatidae. Gene Ontology annotation, molecular function: nucleic acid binding; metal ion binding; RNA endonuclease activity. Gene Ontology annotation, cellular component: mitochondrial inner membrane; nucleus.
AUGCCGCUGUUUCCUUCCUCUGCAAUUGGACGUGCCCUCAUGCUUCUCAGUGCCACCCUUUUUGGCACCGCGGCGGGCGUAGCAAAGGAGCGUGCCAGUGGCAAGCGGCUACAGCACGAGCAGGAGUUUGUCCCCAUGCGUGAUGCGGAGCAGAUGGAUGCCGCAAGGAUGGUGCUCUCGCCAUUCAUGCAACAAACAGUAAGUAAGGGCCUUCCCUCGGACGAGCGGUUGCGAUUUUUCGAUGGCUUUGUGGCGAGCCUCAACUACGAACGGCGGAUUCCGAAUUGGGUCUUGGAGUACUUUCCGAGCCCCGCUGUGGCGGAGGCGACGGCUGCGUUGCGAGGAGAAGAAAAAGAGGAAGCAGGAGAGAAUGAAGAGGAAGGCCCCAACGGGGCACGAAGGGGAGGAAUAAGGUUUUUUGCAGACACAACCGUCCCAGAGGCGUUUCGUGUGACACCCGACGACUACACCGGAGGGAGAGAACAAAAGCGUCUGCAGCAUACGCGAGGACUAAGUCGUGGCCACCUCGCCGCGGCGCAGUUCCACAAGCACUCCACGAAGGAGAUGGCGGAGACGUUUAAUAUGAAUGCAAACGUUGUACCGCAGGAUAUGACGAUGAACGCCUUGGACUGGUUACGCCUAGAGAAUCUAAUGAAAAAGUUGCUUUUGAGGUAUGAGGGUGGGAUUUGGGUGGUGACCGGCCCGGUGUUCUCUCCGCGUUACGUGUAUGGCGAUCCGCGCUCCUGGGGUUGGACGGAGUCGCGGUCAACCUCCGCCGUGACGCCAGCAACCACCGUGAGCGGUGUCAAUGGAGACAUGAAAAAGGCGCGCAAAGUGGUUUGCUAUGAACUCGUGGGAAAGCACGACGUGGCUGUGCCAACGCAUCUGUUUAAAGUGGUACUUGGGGAGCGGGGCGAUGGAAGCCACGAGGUCGCUGCAUUUUUGAUACCAAACGAGCCCAUCGUGAGCGAGCGGCCGCUUGUCGCGUACCAAGUGCCCGUGACCGAGCUGGAGAAGAGGACGGGACUGCAGUUCUUUCAAAAAGUGGUCCCGGCAAACGAUACGGCUUCUACAUCGUGGAGAGGCCGCAAGGCGCAGAGACAGGGCUUGGACGCACUGCCAAACAUUUGCAGACGCAUGUCGUGCGAAGCGCGCACGGUGGCGCUGUUUCAAACGCAAAGGAGCAUCGCACAACUGCGGGCGGCACAGUCGCUGCCGGAAUUGCAGCAGGUCUUUACCCGACUGCUGGAGGAGCGUCGGCAACAGCGCCCUGGUGAAAAACGCAACCAUCUGGAUACUGCCGUGAUGAGGGAGUACGAGGAUCGUAGAAAGGAACUGGCGGAGGAAGCUCUCAGUGAGGGGAAAUAA